AUGAAGCUGAGGAAGAGCGAGGAACCGCUCCUGGGGAGAGCGGUGGCUCUGAUCUUUGUCCUCUGCGUCUCGGGGAUGAGAGCAGAAACCGCUCGGUACUCCGUGCCCGAAGAGGCGGAGAGAGGCUCUUUCGUGGCGAACAUCGCUAAGGAUUUGGGGCUAAGCGGUGAGGAAUUAUUGUCUCGUCAGGCUCGAGUCGUUCCUGAAGGAGAAAAGCAGUAUUUACAGCUGAACCAGCACACCGGGGAUUUGGUGGUGAGAGAGCAAAUGGACCGGGAGGAGAUGUGUGGACAGAGCGAGCCGUGCUUGGUGCGUUUCGAGGUGCUGCUGGAAAACCCACUGCAGUCCUUCCGAGCUGAGGUAAAACUCACUGACAUAAAUGAUCACGCUCCAGUGUUCCUAAAUAAAGAGAUAAUUUUAAAGAUGCCGGAAUCUGCAGUUCUGGGGACUAGGUUUUUGUUGGAAAGCGCUCACGAUCCAGACGUGGGGAACAAUAGUCUUCAGCAUUAUAGUAUCAGCUCAAACGAGUAUUUCCAUGUGUACACCCAGCGGCGGAAUGACGGCGGGAGGUACGCGGAGCUGGUGUUGGAUCGAGCCCUGGACCGGGAGCAGCAGGCAGAAGUUGUUUUCAGCAUCACGGCUGUGGAUGGCGGGACUCCACCGCGGUCUGGCACAGCUUUAAUCCGCGUGGUAGUCCUGGAUAUAAACGACAACAUCCCGGUAUUUACCCAGACUCUGUAUAAAGUCUCUGUAAAGGAAAAUAGCUCCCAGGACACCAUAGUGGUGGUAGUGUCUGCUAGCGAUUUGGACGCAGGAACGAAUGGGGAAAUAGUGUAUUCCAUAUUUCGAAAUUCAGAGGAAAAUCUCCAAACGUUUAAAAUAAACCCAGAGACAGGUCAGAUUCGACUCAAAAAGCUUUUGGAUUAUGAAGAAAAAAAGACCUAUGAGAUAGACGUCCAAGCGACAGAUGGAGGGGGCCUGUCCACGCAUUGCAAGGUGGAGGUGCAUGUGAAGGACGUGAACGAUAAUGCCCCCGAGGUGAUCAUCACCUCUCUCACCAGCACCCUCUCCGAAGCCGCCCCGCCGAACACUGUGGUGGCCCUCUUCAACGUGCGGGACCGGGACUCGGGGGACAACGGCAGGACGACUUGCGAGCUGACAGGAGAGCAGCCCUUCAGGAUCACGGUGCUGGCAGCCGACGCGUACGCGCUGGUGACAUCAGAGACGCUGGACCGGGAGCAGGUGGAGGAAUACAACGUGACGGUGCGAGCUCGCGACGAGGGCUCUCCCGCCCUGUCGGCGUCCAAAAUCCUGUUCUUGCGGCUCUUGGAUGUGAACGACAAUGCACCCAGCUUCACGCAGGCUAUUUACACCAUGGUGAUGAGCGAAAACGAGCCCGCGGGAAAAAGCCUGGGCCGCCUCAGUGCCACGGACCCUGACGCAGGAGAAAACGCCCGAGUGAGAUACGCUCUAGUGCCGCCACCGACAGGAACCCUCGCCGCGGCAUCAUUCGUGUCAGUGGACGCGGAGAGUGGGACCGUCCGGAGUUUGCGCCCGCUGGACUAUGAGAAGGUUCCUGCCUUCGAGGUGACAGUGAGCGCAGCCGAUGGCGGCUCCCCGCCGCUCAGCGCCCAGGCCGUGCUACGCGUGGUGGUGCGGGACGAGAACGAUAACGCGCCCGUGCUGCUGCACCCGGCCCCCGACAGCAGCGCGGCCGGAGAGCUGGUGCCGCGCUGGGCACCCUCCGGCUACCUGGUGGCCAAGGUGGUGGCGGUGGACGCGGACGCGGGGCAGAACGCGUGGCUGUCGUACGAGCUGGCCAAGGCCACGGAGCCGGGGCUGUUCCGCGUGGGGCCGCACAGCGGCGAGGUGCGCACGGCGCGGGCCGUGACAGAGAGGGACGCGGCCCGGCAGAAGCUCAUCGUGCUGGUGCGGGACCGCGGGCAGCCGCCGCGCUCUGCCACUGCCACCCUCGCCGUGGCACUGGUGGACGAUUUCUCCGAUGCCUUCCAACAGCUUGGCCACGAUCCUGCAAGCGGACAGCAGCCGCAGGAGGCCGAGGAGGAAAUGCUCACGACUUACCUCAUCGCCUCCCUGUGCUGCGUCUCGUCCCUUUUUCUCUUGUCCGUCCUCGUCUUGACGGCUAGCACAUUCUGCAAAGCUCGGGUCCGGGCAGAACUUCCUCCUCCCUCUCCCAUCUGCUACGCCGAUGGAGAUUUUGCCAGCAAAGGCUUGGCUGUGGGCAGCACUGGCACUCUGUCGCCAGCUUACCGCUACGAAAUGUGUCUGACCAGCGGCUCGGGGACGAGCGAAUUCCAGUUCCUGAGGCCCAUCCUGCCAAGCCCUCAUAUCAAUGCUGAGGCGGGGCUGGACAAGGGCGAGGAGCCGCUACGCCUCUCGCAGCCUGCCUGCGAGCCCCAGAAUGUGUGCGCGGCUCCGCGGGCCGGGGCGAGCGGCAGCGCGGGCUGCGGGCGGCGGCGGGUGCAGUCCCAGCGCGCACCGCUGGGUGGUGCCCUCGGCCAAGGCGGCGCCGAGCGGCUGCGGCAGCGGAGGAGGCCGAAAACCAGCCCAGCACAGCUCAGCGCAUCUCGGACGAGCCGAGCCGAGCCGAGCCGAGCCGAGCCGGGCGGAGGUGGCAGCGGCUGCGGCGGCGAGCGCUGCCCCGUGUCACCCGCUGCCGGGACACGCCGGCCCCGUUCCGAGCCGCCGGCGGAAUCUCAGCCAGCCACGGAAGGCGCCCGUCCCCCACUCCGCCGCUUUCCGCGCCCAAUCGCCCGGGACAUCCCCCACACCGAGCCCGGCCGACACCGCCGCCGCCGCCGCCGAGCCAUGGCGAUCGCAAGGCAAGUGCUUUGUCUCUCUGCUUUCCUCUCGCUGCCGCACGCUCGCGCCGAGCCCAUCCGCUACUCCGUAGCCGAGGAGGCGGAAAGCGGCUCCCUGGUGGGCAAGCUGGCGGAGGACGCGGGGCUCACGCCGCCGCAGCUCUCGGCUCGCCGCGCCCGCCUGGUCUCGGAGGACGGCCGGCAGCAUUUUCGCUUAGAGCGCGGCUCCGGCCGCCUCCUCGUGGCGGGGAGGCUGGACCGGGAGGAGCUGUGCGGCCAGGCCGCCACCUGCAUGCUCCCCUUCGAGCUCCUGCUCUCCGACCCGCUGCAGUUCUUUCGGGUCGAGGUGGCUCUGCACGAUAUCAAUGACCAUUCGCCAGUUUUUAGGAAGGAUCGUGUCAGUUUUAGGAUCCCCGAAACGAGCGAGCCGGGCUCUCGUUUUCCGCUGGAGGUGGCUCGCGAUCGCGAUAUUGGCAGCAACACUGUCCAGGCGUACAGCAUAUCACCGGAGAACGAGUCUUUCACUGUCUCCUAUGGUAGUCGGAAUGCGGAUGACAAAUAUCUUGAACUGGUCUUGGAAAAGCCGCUGGAUAGGGAGGAGCAGGCAGAGAUGAGUUUAACUGUAAUCGCUGAAGAUGGGGGCACUCCUCCCAGAAGUGGCACCACCGAGGUGAAAAUUGUUAUUAUAGAUGCAAAUGACAAUGCUCCCACCUUCACACAGCAGGUGUAUAUUGGAAAGGUCCUGGAGAACACGCCAGAAGGUUCUGUGGUUCUGACUGUUGUGGCAAACGAUCCAGAUUCUGGUGUUAAUGGGGACAUUUCCUAUGAACUCAGUGAUACAGUGGGGCAGAGCGACACAGCAUUUGAGAUUGACCCCAAAUCUGGUGAAAUUAAACUCACAAAACCUCUGGACUUCGAGGCAGCAGAAUCUCACGAGCUGAGUGUAAGGGCCACAGACGGUGGGGGUCUCUCCGCAAUCUGCAAAGUGUUGGUGGAGGUGGUGGAUGUGAACGACAAUGCCCCCGAGCUGGCGGUCAGCUCCUUCAGCAGUCCCCUCGCCGAGAACGCCGUGCCCGGCACCGUGGUUGCCCUGUUCACGGUCAGGGACCGCGACUCUGGUGCCAACGGCGAGAUCUCGUGUGCCCUCGACCACGAGCUCGUGUUCUCCCUGCGGCCAGCCUACAAGAAUUACUAUGAGCUGGUGACAGUGAGCGCGCUGGACCGCGAGCACACGGCUCAGUACGUGCUCGGGGUCACGGCAGCAGACGCGGGCUCGCCUCCUCUCUCGAGCACGCACACCUUCACCGUGGCCGUCUCGGACGUCAACGACAACGCCCCCGUCUUCAACCAGACGUCCUACACCAUGUAUGUGCGGGAGAACAACGUCCCCGCGGUGCUGGUGGGAGCCGUGAGCGCUGCAGAUGCCGACGCGGGGCUCAAUGCCAAGGUGACCUAUUCCCUGGCGCCGGUGGCAGCGGCGGAGCGGCCGCCGUGCUCCUGCGUGUCGGUGAACUCUGAGAGCGGCCACGUGUUUGUGCUGCGGCCCCUGGACUACGAGCGCUUGAGGCAGACCGAGGUCACGGUGAGCGCCUCUGACGCGGGCUCUCCUCCCCUCAGAGCCAACGUCACCGUCCGCCUUGUCGUGCUGGACGAGAACGACAACGCGCCGCUCGUGCUCUACCCAGCCCAGGACGGCAGCCCGGCGGCCAGCGAGCUCGUGCCCGUGGCGGCCGAGGCGGGCUACCUGGUCACCAAAGUGGUGGCCGUCGAUGCCGACUCCGGACAGAACUCCUGGCUCUCGUACCACCUGCUCAGGGCCACCGAGCCCGGCCUGUUCACCGUGGCUCUCCAGAGCGGCGAGGUGCGUCUCAAGAGGCCGCCGACCGAGAGGGACAGCGUGAAGCACAAGCUCCUCGUCCUGGUCACAGACAACGGCAAGCCCCCGCUCUCAGCCACCGCAGCUCUGAGCGCGCUCCUGCUCAAGGACUUCUCCGACGUGCGCCUCCCGCACGGCAGCCCGCCCCCAGACCAUCAGGGCGACUCCCUCACCACCUAUCUAAUCAUCUCCUUGGUCUUCGUCUCGCUCCUCUUCCUCGUCUCCACCGCCGUCUUUGUGGCUCGCCAGGCGUGCAAGAGGAAGGAGCUCGAGCCCGCCCAUGUGCUUUACGCUGCCGACAACUUGCAGAGCGGCCUGGCCGAUGCAGCCGCUGCAGGGACCCUGCCCCGCGCCUAUUGCUACGAGAUCAGCCUCACCACGGGCUCGGGCGACAGCGAGUUCAAAUUCCUCAAGCCCGUCCUGCCCAGCCUGCCCCCACAGCCCUGCGCCGCGGGCCAGGACCCGCAUGAACAGGAACAGGAUUUCCCCCGUGUCCCUGUCAGCACAGAGGACGUGGCACCGGACUAUGCUGGCACUCUCUCUGCUCCACAGUUCAACGCUCUUUCCUUUGACUAG
Molecule: messenger RNA, 5274 nt
Organism: Cinclus cinclus
Lineage: Eukaryota; Metazoa; Chordata; Aves; Passeriformes; Cinclidae
Exons: 3
Coding region: 1-5274 (1757 amino acids)
Biological process (GO): homophilic cell-cell adhesion
Cellular component (GO): plasma membrane
Molecular function (GO): calcium ion binding
Source: RefSeq, a predicted model, not a curated record